Molecule: messenger RNA, 2217 nt
Organism: Medioppia subpectinata
Lineage: Eukaryota; Metazoa; Arthropoda; Arachnida; Sarcoptiformes; Oppiidae
Source: the annotation of a GenBank genome assembly
CCUUUAGUGAAGAGCACAGCCUUUGGCUCAAUCGUGGGUCUGGGCGUCGGCGGCGCUCUUGAGAUGCAACGCGUGGCCAACAGAGAGGUCGGCCGCGCCUACAACUCAAAGACUUAUUGGGCCAAAUUAGAGCUGACAACUUAUGACCGCUUUUCCGAUGAAAUUCAAUCAGUUAUGUCCGGAAUUCUUGAGGGAUAUAUCACUGGAGAGUUAAUUCAUAUGAAUUAUCGCAAUAACAUUGAGGGCUUGUGUGACAAACGACAGAGAUUUUGCGAAUUACUUAAACAAUUCAAAGAAAAUAACACCAAAUUUGUUGAGGAAAUGAUCGCUAAGAACAAGAAUAAUGAUUAUUGGCAUCAAUUGGAUCUGAUUUACAAACAGAUCAACGGAUUAGAAGCCGGUUAUCACUUAUGGAAAGUACAAAAUGACAUCAAGAAUACGACCGAAAGUCAGUAUUUGAGUGAAAUAUUUUGGAUAAACGUGGGCUCAGAGAUGUAUAAUCUCGAGCGGAUCCUAACGCCCGACUCGACAACUCUUCGCUAUAGAGACCACUGUUCGGCAAUUGUCAAGCCGUUGGCCGACGGCAGCGAUCUGUUUGUCGCUCACAACACGUGGAGUGGUUUGGAGACAAUGUUACGAGUGAUGAAGAGGUAUAGCUUUGCGUUCAAUACAGUGGCCAAUAAGACGAAGAAAAUUGCCGGCCAUUCGGUGUCCUUCUCGUCGUCGCCGGGCUUUAUCUUCUCCGGCGAUGACUACUAUGUCUUAUCGUCCAAACUCGUGGUUCAGGAGACAACUAAUCAUAACUAUAAUCAAUCCCUGUAUCAACACAUUCGGGCCGAUAAUAUACUCUUUGAAUUCAUUCGCAAUGUUGUGGCCAAUCGUUUGGCCGAUUCGGGCAAAGAGUGGACAGAUUUGUUCGCGCAGUACAAUAGCGGCACUUAUAAUAACCAGUUUAUGAUCGUUGACUAUAAGCUGUUCAAAAAGGGCACAAAAGGCUAUUGGGCCUCAUAUAAUGUGCCCUAUUUUAAGGAUAUCUAUGAUCGCAGCGGUAAUGCCGAAGAAUAUGCCAAAUUGGGCCCAUUUUACAGCUAUAACGAUACGGCGCGCGCCCUUAUCUUCCGUCGGGAUCAGUCAAAGAUUGUCGAUUUGAAGACAUUGUUUUCACUCAUGCGUUACAAUGACUUUAAAAAGGAUCCGCUGUCUGAGUGCCGAAUCUAUAACAAAGUAUGCGUUCCUCCCUAUUCUGCCGACCUGUCCAUCGCUGCCCGCAAUGAUCUCAACGACGUGAACGGCAAAUACCCGAUCGACGGUUGGGCUCAUAGGGCUGAGGGCGCCACCGACGCCAAGAUGACCAAUUCAUCGAUGGUCGAAGAGUUGGAACUGUUGGCCGUCAGCGGACCCACUGAUCAACAACAGCCUCCCUUUCAAUGGUCAAAAAGUGGAUUCAAAAAUAACCAUUUCGGUCAACCUGAUUCUAAUCACGUCCGGUGUCUCAACGACUUCGUGACGGCGCAGAUCGCUUUCUACGCCCGUUGUAAUCAACACAUGUGUGAUCUGCAACGGGAACUGUCGACCGGUGCCAACAUAUCCAGUAUUCGCGGUCACGUCAAUGACUUAACCUCUCCCUCGGACGACAUAAAGCCGACGCUACCGCCCGGCAAACGAUACGCUAAAGCUCUCUAUGAUUAUGACUCAAAAGACGGCACAGAACUGUCACUUUUGGCCAACGAAGUGAUUAUUGUCUCACAAUCUGUUGAUUUGGACGCUGAUUGGAUGCAAGGAGAAAGAGGCGCCCAAAAGGGUAGAGUUCCGUUGGCUUAUCUCGAGAUUCUUAACUGAUUUGCAAACUAUAUUUAAAUUAAUUUUUUCUAUUUCUUAAUAACAUUCAGAUUUAUUUAUAAUUUGAAAUAAAUUAUAAGUUUAUAUAUUAAAAACAUUAUUAACUAAUCAUUGAAUUUCAAUCAACAUUUCCAUAAUAUGUGCAAAUAUUUAGGACAUGUUUAUUGUAUAACUGAAUGGCAAUCUUUUAUCAUGUUUUUAAUUGAUAAUCGAUAUUAAUUGUUGAAAUAUAUGGUCAUUUUAUUGUGAUAUUAAUUGUAACGAAAAAAUAUCUGAAUGUUUGAAUCAAUUAUAUAAAUCAUAAAUUAAUAAUAAUUGUAAUAUUAAUAAUUAUUAUAACUUAAUUAAUUCACAUAUAAUUAUAAUUAAAUGAAAAAA